AACAAUUUAGUUCCAAUCUUACCCCACAAAGUCCUCCAACUAAGAAAUUUAGAAUGUGGGUCACUUACAAUACUUUUAGGAAAGCUGUGCAACCUUUGUAAAAAGUGGAGCACAUCAAAUGGUUGCAAUUGUGGCUGCAUCAGCCAUAUUUGUGCAUAAUUUCCCGCAAUAUCAACAAUCUUGAUGAGACUAAACACGACUAUAAUUUAAAACCUUGUGCCUAUGAGAUCAAUUAUGAGUAUUUGAUGCAUAGUUAACCAUGCAGGAGGAAAUUGACGGUUCCAACGAAUACAACAAUUUCCAGCAUGGCUCAAUUAACACUACUCUGCAGCUUAUCCAGGACUUGGAAAACAUUGACGUUGUUUUCCAUAUUGGAGAUAUAUGUUAUGCAAAUGGUUACCUUUCUCAAUGGGAUCAAUUUACAGCACAGGUGGAGCCAAUUGCAUCAGCUGUGCCCUACAUGGUUGCAAGUGGGAAUCAUGAGCGAGAUUGGCCUGGAACAGGAUCCUUUUACGAGAACAUGGAUUCUGGAGGAGAAUGUGGUGUGUUGGCACAGACUAUGUUCUACACCCCUGCUUCAAACAGGGCUAAGGUUUGGUAUUCAAUUGACUAUGGCAUGUUCCGCUUCUGUAUCGCUGACACUGAACAUGAUUGGAGAGAAGGAACAGAACAAUACAAGUUCAUUGAGCAUUGUUUCGCUUCAGUUGACAGACAAAAACAGCCGUGGCUAAUUUUCCUUGCACAUAGGGUACUUGGAUACUCCUCUUGUAUCUGUUAUGCAGAAGAGGGAUCAUUUGCUGAACCAAUGGGGAGAGAGAGCCUUCAAAAGCUAUGGCAGAAGUACAAGGUGGACAUUGCCGUAUAUGGCCAUGUGCACAAUUAUGAGAGGACAUGCCCCAUAUACCAGAAUAUCUGCACUAAUGAAGAGAAAUACCACUAUAAGGGAACCUUAAAGGGGACAAUACAUAUUGUUGCUGGUGGUGGUGGAUCUAGCCUUUCAACAUUUACUUCCCUCAAAACCAAAUGGAGCAUCUUUAAAGACUAUGACUAUGGAUUUGUAAAACUAACUGCUUUUGAUCACUCAAAUUUGUUGUUUGAGUACAAGAAGAGCCGAGAUGGGAAGGUUUAUGACUCCUUCAAUAUAUCACGUGAUUAUAGAGACAUAUUGGCCUGCACCAUGGAUAGUUGCCCAAGUAUGACAAUGGCAUCUUGA
Messenger RNA from Vigna umbellata (rice bean), 1213 nucleotides. NCBI's taxonomy places the organism in Eukaryota, Viridiplantae, Streptophyta, Magnoliopsida, Fabales, Fabaceae. The record is from RefSeq and is a predicted model, not a curated record.